GCUGUACGAGCCUGGCCAGCUGCCCAGGAUGGCCGGGCCUUGGCUCCGCCGGUGCGUGUAAUGUGGCUACUAACUUCGAUUGCUUUGCGAAAAUAUAGGGUGUGCAUGUGUACACCAACGUCCUUUACUGGGUCCGCCCUAGCUAAUGACUAUGAUUCUGGUAUUGCGGUGUUUCUAGGGCCUGCCCUAGCAUGCUGACCUGAGUUGGGUAGCUGAUUCAUCUGUUGUUAUACUGCCUCGAUCUAUGGUUUAGGGUAAAGUUUUGCAGCUGAUCAAUCAUACCUAGAUUGAUUGAGCUAAUGUCUGCACUUGACCUUGUCGGUUUUACUAGUUUCCAUAACGGUGGAGGAGCUGGAUGUUGCAUGGUUUUCUAGAGAAUAGGCUUGAUAGUAGCCUGUGAGCGAUGUGUUAUGCGAUGAAGCAAUGUGGCAUGUUUGAGGCUCUAGUUAUCAGUUUCCAGUUAUUAUGUGGAUUAUGCCAGAUCUGUCAUCACGUUGAUUGUCUUGUUGGUCUGUGUGAAGUGAUGACAUACAUGUGCGAUGUACGGUUGAUUCUUUUAAAACCAUACCUUUUCCUUGUGGGUCUUAAUGAUUCCUUGUUUAACUAUUGUCAAUAAUGAACUGACUUUUCUUGAUUAAAUCAACAACUGUUUUGCGUGAAAAACUAUGUAUUUUGUUGAAGUGGCAUUUUCUUUUUGAUUAGCAAGUUCUGAUCAGAUAGGUCAGAAGUGCCAUCUAUAAUGCCGUUAAUCAAAUAAUCCUGAUGUAGGGAUGUGAGGGAAGGUGUUGUUUGUGUCGUGUUCUUCACUUAGUUACAGAGGUGCAAUAGAUUAGCACACCAAGUUUCUGAGUUGCAGUUCCUUUGUAAAAUUUUAUUUGUUUAUGUUUGAUUAGCACACGCCAUCGUGGUUCACAAAUAUGGCCAAAUCUAAUAACCUCUCAUGCACCUACAGCAGGAAAGAAAAGUUCCAUCAGUAUAAUUUGUAUUAUAACGAAUACUAUUUCGAUGAACCAAAUUUGACAUGUCAUUAGACCUGUUACUAUUACUACUGAAGCCUUUACCACCAUUCCAUCCUUUUAUAUUUAAUCCUUUUGUUGGAUGGUAAUCUACAUUGCUUUGUUAUCGUGGCUUUUAUUUCUAUGCAUUGUUAUUAAGGCAGUAAGGUGAGGUGUGGCGACCCAUCUCCUUCCAGACGCCUAGGCAAAUUAGGCGCGCGGCAAGGCGACACGAUACACAUACCCUCACUUACAUCAGAGCAGGACAAAAAUACAUUGAUACAUAUACCUUUUUUGCUGCCAGUUUUAGAGCCUAUGCACAAGCAGCCGCCACCCACUAGUUAGAGCAGUUUAUACCCUUUCCAAGCACAAUCAGCAUACCAAAUCAAAGGAGUAUAUCCAAAUCCAUGUCCAAGAUCCAAGCAAGCAUAAGCAAUAUAGUUCACUUCUGAACAGAGGAAGGAAAGGAGAGGAAGAGCAGAGGAAGGAAGUGAGAUAAAGUGCAGAGGAGGGGAGAAGAAGAGGUACUUGUGAGCCAAUUGAAGAAGGGUCCUGGGCCACUGGCAGGGAAUAGAGCAGAGGAAGGAGACACUAAGUCCACGUAGAAGCGGAAGCAGGCAUGAAUUGAUGGCAGGCGUGGAUUGGUGGGUGGAGGAUGGACACCAGAGGCUGACGGAGGAGAGAUCAGAGGCGCAAAUCGGUGGAUGCCGUGAGUCGCAGUAGGAGCCGCGAAUCGGCGGAGCGGAAGGGGCGGGAGCAGCUGGAUGAGGUGGACUUGCCGCUGGAUUCCAGGUGCUGCCACCGCCAUCUUCCCUCCCCUUCUCUCCUCUCUUUCCCUCCCCUUCUCUCAAUUGGCGAGCCGCAGGGAUGCUGCGUGUUCUCGCGGGAGGUAUUGGGCUAUAGGCACGCAAUUUACCCUCCGCGUGCUUAGCUCCCUCUUGUUUUCCCCACGCGUGGCUCCUAAUUUUCCCAUGCGCACAUUGCUCUACAAACUUUUCCUUUUGUGCGCAGCCACCUUUUUGCUCACACGGUGUUGGUGCCGUGCCUUGGUGAUGACUUUUCACGUGAGGCGACACCAUAUGCAGGGAGGUUGCGGUGGGCACGACACCUUGAUUUGAACGCCCAGAUGCCUAGGCAACGACUAGGCGAUGCCUUAAUAACCAUGUAUCUAUGCUCCAGCCUACCCCAACUUGCUUGGAACUAAUGGUCUGUUUGGUUGCUUGUCUUAGGACCUAGCCAUGCUAGGCCUCAGUCAGGUCAGUCCUGGGUCCUGACCUGGUUGGAGCAAGCAUUUUGCUCAGUGGUUGGUUUGCCUACAGAGAUUAGCCCGUAUUCCAAACGUUGUGUUUGGUCGUCUAGCUUGUAUUGGAUAUGUUCUGUUGUGGUGAGUUUUAUUUGGAUUACCUAUGCUUCACACAAGAACUACCAUCUCCUCUUUGUUUCUCUCUGUUCCUUUCCCCAAAUCUGCAGCGCAAGAUUCUCAUAUAAGGAUUCCAAGUAAACUGAUUGUUUUGCAGCAGCAGUAAAAUUCAAGUGAUGGAAUUCACAAGUGAUGGUAGCACCAAACAACUCGGAUCAUAUCACUCAACAUGGAAUUGAAUAUGAUUUGAUAUCAGAAACCAGUAAACCACCUGUCAAUUCAGUGCAUGUCUCAGGUUCUAAAAACUAAUUAGCAGAAGCAAUCUAAUCUGCUCACCUAAGUACACUUGCUUGCAGCAAAUCACUGUAUUUCCAAUGAUUCUGAUGUCUGGUAGUGGGAGAACCUGAGCUUGGUUCAAUGCCGUGGACCUGUGUCAUGGGGCGUGUCAGGCUGGUGGCAGUGAGGAAGAGCCCAAAGCCUUUUUGGGCCUGCUGACACUGAAGUUGCAUUUUACAAGCCUGUCCAUGCCCUAAUCCAGGCAACCAAACAUACCCGAAAUGGACUUCUUGUUAUAUCCAUGCUCCAUUGAAUUGAACCUAAUGUGUUACAAUUGUAUUUGCUUAUAUAUACUCGAUAGAAGUUGUGUUCCUUUUUAUUUGGUGUAGGAUGUGAAGGGGGCCGGGGAAGGUUUAAAACCCAGAAAAACUAGUAUUAAAAAUUGAAACCACCAAGUUGAAAUCUAGGUGCACCUGGGAGAUCUUACGAUGAAAUUUUCAUAAGUGAUUUCCUGGAUGAUAGAGGUACUCUACUUGAGAUCUUCUGAAAAGAAAAAAAGGAUAUCCUUGAGGGGAGAUACAGCUGCAUGGAUACGUAACACGUUUUGGCACAUACUUGGAGUAGUUUGACAAUAGAUACACCAGGAGUAAGGUUUUUGUGGAGUGACUGCUGCUGAGAAGAAACCAAUGAUGCAGUCUCGUGAUGUUGAUAAAUAUUUGAACAAAGCUGACAACGCUAGCCAUGUGCUCAUGAACUCUGAUGAUACUUCUAUAAUUGGUGGUCACUGCCUGCAUGGUUUGGGGACUCAGCUGGAUUCUGAUGCUCAGAGAUUGAGUAGCUCAUCCCCUGGUGAUAAUCUGGACAACAAAAUCAGAAGGCCCUCCAGAUUAUGUACCUUUGAUGUUCAAGGCCGGUGCAAGAAAGGAAGGAGCUGCAUCUCUCUUCAUGAAAGAGAGGGAAUAGGUUCUGCAAAGGCUGGUCUGGAUGCACCAGCUGGUUCUGGAAAUCAUAGAGGUUUUGAAGAAGGAUCUCAUGUACAACAUAAAUCUGAAUUGAAAGUGCCUCAGUUCAAGGAUUCAGAGGGUUUAUCAAAAGAUGAAAUGUACCGGAAUCUUAUUUAUGCGUUUGGCAAAGAUAAUCAGAUGUCUGCACAUCUUGCUGGUAAACACAGCUCUCCCAAUCCUGGGGUUUCAAAAAGGAUGCCCGUCAACAUUGGUGAUUCAUUGACUGAAAAGCCUACUGCUCAUGCAAAUGAGCUGGCGCAGAAUCCAGUAGUUCAUGAGAAGAAGAACAAACGUUUCAUGGGACACCAUAUUGGUUUGGCCACUGAAAACUAUUUGGAUGCUAGAGGUACCUAUUCAAGAUUAGAUGGAGGUAACUUUCAGUUCGGCACGGACAAGGGAAGCAGUGAUAGUGAUUCCCAUGUCUCAAGAACUUACCUUUCAGACUAUCCAUAUCAAUCGUUUGGCUUGUCUGUUUCAUCUGAUCCUCUCCAACUCGGUGAGAAGCUGUCACCAUAUGGUGGAGCGACAAAGACUAUUCCUAACAUACAUCAGAAAGAACAUCACUCAUUCCAUGCUUCAUACAGCUCACAUAGCUUAACAGGGUCCAGAAAUCCUUGCUUUGCUACCUCUGAACGUUCUUUCGGUAGCCCAUCUCUUCUAGCAACUUCUCAUCUGGGAAUACAGUCCCAUCAUCUGUUCACAUCUGAUAUUGAGAAGGCUGAUCUCCAUAGAUACCUUGAUGUUGGAAAGGGCUGUGGUACUUCUAGUUCUGGACCUGCAUUGUUUGUGGGCAGUGAACCUGAACCUUAUAUAAUGCCAGCUGGGUCCCACUCUCCAAUCAAGGAUGAGGUCUGGGAAACAUCAGUGCCUUUUGUACCGUCUUUUAGUUUUCCUGAUAAUACAACACUUUCAGAAAGUCAGUAUGACCCAUUUGUUGACUAUGUUGAACCUCCUAAAGUUGGGAAUACAAAUAAUCUCAAGCCCUCCAAUAUAUCCAGCAACAUUUCAAGUCAGCAUACAAAUCAGUAUGCAAAUGCACAUGCUUGCUUGAUUGCUCCUGAUAGAGGACGCAGCUCUAGCCUGGAUGAUAUUAUCAAGGUCAAAGCUUAUGACAGAAAAAAGGAUGCAGCUUAUAACAAUGAGAAAACAAGGGACUUUCGCUUUCAUUUGGCAGAACAUAUAAAGGAGUUGGUCAAACCAAUAUGGAAAAAAGGUAAUCUGAGUAAAGAUGCUCAUAGACUGGUAGUGAAAAAAUCUGUUGAGAAGGUUGUGGACUCAAUUGAGCCAAAUCAAGUACCAACUACUGAAGAGUUGAUUACCAAGUACAUAGCCACCUGUGGACCAAAGAUAGAAAAACUUGUGAAGGCAUAUGUUGAUAGGCACAGCACACCAUGUCAUCCAACCUUCAAGUACGGCAGCACAGAGAUGGGAGCUUGAGCUUGAUGGUGAUGACAGCUUGAGCCUUAUGUCGUACCAAUCUGGUUAACCUUCAUUUGUAGGCCCAGCAAGUUAAUAUUGGAAGCAGUGCAUACAAACAUAGUAUGUCUGACUUCUUGAGGGAAGUCAGCGAAGUUCCAGACAUUGGUGCAUCUGAUGUCAUUGCUGAUGAUAAGCUUGGCAAAGGAGGAAAGUGGAAGAUGGAAGCGAGGAGGAAUUAAAGAGGACAAGAAACGAAGCAGAAAACCAUACAAGCAAUGGCAGAAGCUGUGCGAGGGGUUGUGUGAGAGGCUGCCGCGGUGGACAUGGAACUUGGCGGGGGUGUCAUGACUCAUGAACAAUUCGUGGAGAACUAAUCUAGCAAGCUAGCCAGCCUAAAAGUCUACUACACCAAUGAGCAGUGCCAGGGCUUCCCUAAGGAACAUUGACUUGAAUUUAGAUCCAACUGAUGAAGAGUAUGAGAUUACAGUGCCACCCCAAGCCCAGUCAUAAGCUCCAGCAACUAAUUUAGCUGCAGCCAAUUUAGGACUAAUUGCUCCAGCAACUAGUUCCAUUGCAGCCACUACAGGACCAUCUGUUCCACUUUCUGGGGCUUGGGAACUGCCUGACAUGAACAAUGGGCCCUGUCCAGUUUGCUUUGUCAAAAAACCAUAGAUUGGAGAGGAUGAGGAUUAUGACAAUCAAGACUAGCUCCGCCUUCAUAGCUUCAGAGUGGAUAAGUAGGAUAGCCCGGACAAUUGUAGGUUGAGCUUAACUCUGUAGAAAUUCUCAUGUAUCAUGCGUUUCAUAGCCGCCGAAGCUGCAGAUGUAUAGCUUAUAAUGUACCCGGAAUAGAAAUUGGCUAUUUCUACAUAGGGAAAGUCGUGCAAUGAAAAAUGCAAGCAUGAUUUGGGGAGGGGUUUUUUCUAUUGUAACAAGGAAGAAUUAUCUACUCCAUCUGACUAGUUCCGAGUUCGAGUCCUGGGCAACCCAUAUGGAAAAUUGAAAAGAGCAAUCUGAGUUUUUAAUGUUUACUAACUUCAUUUCCAAAAAUUUUGGAUUUGGUAAAGUUGUACAAAAAUCCAAUUGUUGGGGCUGGCUUGUUGACUGUAAUGUUUCCAAAGUUAGAUUCGCUCAACAGGUAGUGCUUUUGCAUAUAGUAGCAGUUGUACAUUCCAGUUGCUCUCCAGUUUAAUGUUAAUUAUGUCUAUGCUUCAUUAGAUAGUUGAGGAAGAUCUUGCUACUUUUCCAUUGAGAUGUAUUUCAUGUCCAACAACUAAAUCCUUUUUCAUUGUUAUGCUCCAGCAGCCUCCAGCGAAAAGCCUGUGAGCCUUCAGGGGAAAACACAUCAUCGCACUGGGAGAUGACACCUUUAUUUCUUUCCUGAAACAUGGUUAUCCAAACACAAGGGAAAACUUCCAGAGUGAUCACCACUUGCUAGUACAGGUUUUGCAAAGCUAUUUCAGUGUUAUUCCCUCCUAUUUUUUGUGCUACACCUGUGAAAGAGCUUGUACCUCAGGUCAGGUGACUGCGGCAUUUGCAGCUGCUUGAAGUUCUUCCACAUCGCCCACACCUUGGCCUUGUACAGCUUCUUGGUGCUGCCCGCCUCCUUCACCUUGACAGUAAACUGGUGCAUGGUCCCGGCCACCACCUGAUACCUCACCUUCACCGACCUCACAAACUUUAGUAUCGCGUUCUGCACAUAUAUUAUACAUGUGAUGCAUCAUCAGUGGUGGCUCCAAUGAUCUCAACUUGAAGGUGUGAAGGUGGUGGUUUAUGCAGAGGGACAUGUCUUACGGUCUUGCCGUUGUGCUCUGCGUUUGUGAAGCACACGAGCUUGAUGGCCUCGAGGCCUUUCUCGCACCCUGCCGGUGUGUCCUGGACGUCGUCCACCAUCCCCACAGGCCAUUCGUCUUGGCCAUGGCUGCUGGAGUUGAGCAGCUGUGCAGUGGGAGAAAGAGGAAGCUGCAGUGAGACGAGACAGAUGACAGCGGCCACUCCUGCUUUUAGUAGUAGAGCAGCAACAAAUAUUGUUCCAUGAAGCCAGAUCAGCAUAAGUCUGGAGUGGAGGACGGCCAGGUUUUAACUUCUAAGUAGAUGUGUAAUUUAUUGCAUGUUUAUUCAAUUCAAUUUCAAUCGUUCCUCGCGGUUCUUGAA
Molecule: messenger RNA, 7208 nt
Organism: Sorghum bicolor (sorghum)
Lineage: Eukaryota; Viridiplantae; Streptophyta; Magnoliopsida; Poales; Poaceae
Product: zinc finger CCCH domain-containing protein 36
Exons: 8
Coding region: 3318-5072 (584 amino acids)
Molecular function (GO): metal ion binding
Source: RefSeq, a predicted model, not a curated record